CCACGGAGCCGCCCACCAGCUGCCCCGCCCCAGGAGAGCCCUCCGGCCCCCUGGGAACACCAUACGCCCCUUUUGGUCCUCCGGCUCCCACCAACUCGCCCCAGGCUCCGUUUGGACCUCCAAAGAUCUUUGCGCCUCAGGCUCCGUUUGGACCUCCGAAGACCUCCGGGCCUCAGGCUCCGCCGACAACCACCUCACGGAGGGACCUCUGUGGACACCCCACCCCCAUCACAGUCUACUAAAGGGCCGCCAAUUCAGGGCGACCGAGCCAUGCGCCGCCCCUCGUUCUGUUGUGAGCAGCAUGGUGCUGGGGAGACCAAGUGUCAGCCCCAGGUCAGUGAGCCCAGCCUCGGGUCAUCUGGUUCAGGGGAGGGCGGGGAGAGCACCCUGGCACGAGUCCGAAGGUUCCUGGCCGUGUCCAUGGGCGGGCGGUCCUCAUCCCGCUGCAAACACCACAACACCCUCCCGCCCGACCCUCUCCAUGCUCCCGCCCACGCCGUACACUCUCUUCUCGCUGACAUGAAGGGCGCCGGCGUGGGCGUGCAGGGCGUGCUGGGCCGCCCACUGGAGGAGGUGAUGGCCGCCCAUGGAGAAGACACCAAUGGCCACGGCGUGCCCACCCUGGUCCACCUCCUCUGCUGCUUCCUCCUCACUCACGGUGUGGAUUACGACACCCUGGUGAGUGAGGACUGGUGUGCCGAGGAGGUGAGGACCCGACUACUGCUGGAGCGGGAGGCUGCAGGUGUGGACCCCGACGUACAGGAGACUCCCCCAGGUUCAGACUCCGCGGUGGCCACAGGUCUGCUGCGGCUGUUCCUGGACGAGUUGCCGCAAGCGCUAAUCCCUCCAGACUCUGCACCUCUUCUCCUCCAGUUAGCCGCAGACUCUGGCAUAGGUGAGGGCGAUGAGAGGGAGAACGUGUGUGACGAAGAAGGAGGAGGAAGACGACGAAGAGGAGAAGAAGAAGAAGGUCCUCCUGGUCUGUGUGUGGCCGUGGUGCCCCGCCUUCGUCGUCUCCUUCACCGCCGCCUCCCGAUACACAAUCUCUGUCUUCUGCGUUAUCUCGCCGCCUUCAUCCACCAGCUGAGGACUGGCAACCACAACACCUGCCCCGUGCCCGUUGAUUCGUUUGGCCGAGUCCUGGGGCGCGUCCUGGUUGGUCGAGACGGCGAGGGGACACAGGGUCAGUCAGCCAAUCGCCUGGGAGUACUUCUCAUCCUCUGCUACAGCGACAUCUUCCAGAACAACGAAGAGAUUGUGGAUGACGGAGACGACUACAGUGACAGCGUCAGUAGCCCUGGCAGCGCUGGUGACUCCAGGGAGGAGGGGCUCAACGACGCUGACGACGACGACGAGGCGGACACCACCACUACGGACACGGACGACUUCCGUUCGCCGCCGGUGUCCCCGCUGAAAGUGGAGCGAGCUAGGGGCGGCCUGGCAGGACUGAGGGGCGCCCCGGCCCUCCCCCUACACCCGCCGACUCUCUCCUCAAGUGUUGUAUCGUAGUACGCAGCUAUCCACCAUCUCCGCCUCUCUUGGGUGUGAGAACCGACUGACCACAACCGCCUCCCCUACCGACAUCUUCCCGCAGUCUCCCACUACAGCCACCAUGACCUUCCUGUGCUGUGCUUUGCUCUACUGUGUGUUAUAUCGCGCUAUGUAAUGUGCUGUACUGUGUUAUAUUG
Homarus americanus (American lobster) is the source of this 1688-nucleotide messenger RNA. RefSeq lists its product as uncharacterized. Gene Ontology annotation, biological process: signal transduction. The record is from RefSeq and is a predicted model, not a curated record. NCBI's taxonomy places the organism in Eukaryota, Metazoa, Arthropoda, Malacostraca, Decapoda, Nephropidae. The transcript has 8 exons. The coding region runs from base 271 to 1509 and encodes 412 amino acids.